GCAAAGAGAGAGCUCUUACCCCUUUGAGGUCAAUCCCCUCCAAUAUAUUCUGGGUGGGAGCUAAAAAAUGCUUUAAAUUUGUGAAAUCUAAAACUCUCUUUUAGCCCAAGGUAAUAAAAAAAAGGUUGAUUGAGGGGCAUGCUAAAAUGGCCAUGACUACGAUUGGUUUAGUCCUCAUCCUUGUGUUGUAUUCAACUUUGGUUAUUACGUGCAAUGCAGCUGUAGUUGGUGGCCUUCUUCCUCAACCUGUAGGCGGCAAUAAUAUUGCUGAUCAGACCAUUUUUAACGUCUUGAAUUUUGGUGCCAAACCUAACUCACCACUUAUAAGUACACAGGCAUUUAUGAGGGCAUGGCGAGCAGCUUGUGAUUUCAAUGGGAGUGCAAGACUUUUUGUACCACCUGGAGUAUAUACACUAGCAGAGACCAUAUUUUCAGGACCAUGCAAAGGAACACAUCCUAUAAUUGUUCAAAUUGCAGGAACCUUAAAAGCAGUGGCUGAUGUUUCUGAAUAUUCAAACUUUGCUUGGAUUUCAUUUGAUUCAAUUAAUGGCAUUAUUAUCACUGGUGGAGGCACUUUAGAUGCUCAAGGUCAAGCUCUUUGGCAGUUUAAUGACUGUAAAACCAAUCCUAAUUGUGUCCACCUCCCUGCUACCUUAUUCUUCAAUGGUGUAGAGAACGGAAAAGUAAUGAGGCUGAAUUUGAUAAAUAGCAUGGGAUUUCAUAUACAUAUUACUAAUAGCUAUUUAGUAAGGUUCCAUGCCCUUACCAUUGAUGCUCCAGAAAACAGCCCAAAUACUGAUGGCAUACACAUAAGCAAAUCUAACACUAUAAAACUCUCCAGAAGUGUAAUUAGAACAGGGGAUGAUUGUGUCUCAUUUGGACAAGGAGCAAAUAAUGUGACCGUUAACAAAGUCACCUGUGGCCCUGGCCAUGGCAUUAGUGUCGGUAGUAUUGGUAAGUUGCCUGGCGAAUUGGAAAUUAAAGGACUCAUCGUGAAAAAUUGCACGUUGAGGGGCACAACAAAUGGUAUCAGAAUCAAAACUUUUGCAGGAGAGAAUCCUAACAGAGCAAUAGGGAUGAUGUUCAGCGAUAUUGUGAUGGAAAACGUUAAAAAUCCGAUCAUCAUAGACCAGAGUUAUGGUGACAAAUCAACCGAGCCAUCACAAGUAAGAAUAAGUGAUGUAAUUUACCAGAACAUAAGGGGAACAACAACAAGUGAAGUAGCAGUGCAAUUGAUGUGCAGUGCACGACUCCCUUGCCUAAAUGUUCGACUUACCAACAUAAAUUUGAAGCAUAUAGCAAAUACGCCAAUUACUUCUCAAUGUCAAAAUGCAAAUGUUGGCUAUACUGGCAUCCAAUUACCACCUCCUUGCCAUGGACCCUCUUCAUAGUAUUUCUCCUUUUUGGAGUAAAAGAAACAAAGGAGAAAAUGCAAAUGUCUAAUCUCAAUUCCACCGUACGUCCAAAAGAAAGAACAACUGUGAUCAAAGAGAAAAGGAAAAAGAAAUGGUGUCAUACAUAUAAAAAAAAUUAUACCCUGGCACAAGCACGACUUACAGUUUAGUGGUAUCGAUAGAAGUUUUUUACAUAGCAAAAGUGAGUUCAAUUCUCACUGUUCUUUUUCUCUCUUUCUCGUGCUGAUAGAAUUAAAUCUUCUGCACUAUAAGUGUAAGUUUAAUUCUCGUUAUUCUCGAUCCCUCUCCCCCUUUCCUAUACCCAAAUGUACUAGAACUAAAAAAAAAAAAAAAAAAAAUUACCCUCACAUCUUCUAUGUACCCCUCCUCACAAAGGAAAAAAUAGAUUUUUUUUAUAAAUUUCUUUUUUAAGUUUGUAACGUAUUUUAGUAGUAGGAGUAGGCUUUAGCUGACCUUAAUGAAUUUGUGCUAACGAA
Nicotiana attenuata is the source of this 1891-nucleotide messenger RNA. Its product is annotated as exopolygalacturonase-like. Gene Ontology annotation, molecular function: polygalacturonase activity. Gene Ontology annotation, biological process: carbohydrate metabolic process. The transcript is spliced from 5 exons. NCBI's taxonomy places the organism in Eukaryota, Viridiplantae, Streptophyta, Magnoliopsida, Solanales, Solanaceae. Bases 147 to 1391 code for a protein of 414 amino acids. The record is from RefSeq and is a predicted model, not a curated record.